UUUUGACCGCUGGAUGUGUAAUUUAAAAGCUUUUACAGGAUCUGAUGAGUCAUUAUGAAUCUUUCUCCAGAAUUUUUAAGCGGCAUAAUCGUACAUUUGAUCUCCAUAUCCAAACUGAUACCCUCUUCUAACGUAGGUUGACGAAUCUCAGCCAAAUAUAGCCCAGAUCGGCGGGUCAUAAAAACUCCUUUGUUCGUGGAACAGUACGUGCUGUACUGAAUGCUUCACUGACAGAACUGAUAAAGAGGUCAAGUCAUAUCAUCUACUAAUCUUAGACAGUGCAGAAAUAAACAUUACGAAAAGAAGCCGCGCCGCUUCCUAAAAAAAACCCGGUUUCACUUUCAUUUUAAUGUCGUUGGUUGCGGAAUGUAAGUUCGUUGUUGCUUUUUAAAUGAAACUAUCGACGCCUGCUACUAUAAUUCCAGAAGCUCUCAAAACGCAUUCAUUUACUGAAGGAAGCAAGAGGUGAUUAUUAGCUGAUUGAAUCAAGGAACAGAGUCUUCCGUCAAAACAGAGAUAAACAAGGACACAAGAGGCACACUCAAUCAGGGGCUGGCACAAAAUGGCCACUGCACUAGAAUACUCUUCAGAGCAAUUAAACUACUACAGAAUUUGCUAUGUCGUCACCGAUGUACUAACAGAGGGCUUGCGAAUAAUUUUUAAACAAGAAUGGGACAAUCGCUAUCGGAGAACAUGGGGAGAAUGGAAAGAUCAACCUAACAAUGGACUGGACUUUUGGAAUGGCGAAUCCUCUCGUAAGAGGAGCCGAAACGCUCGUCUGCUGACAACCAUGAAAAACGGUGACACAGCUGAAUGGGAUUGCACCAUGCUGUUUUACGCCAUUCUUUAUUCAGACUGCAUCAAUGGCCUGAAUCCAACUGUCCAAUCACACGUGGAUGACCUCAGGAAGUUGCGUAAUGAAGACUUUGCGCAUAUGCCACGAGGACACCUUUUGGAAAAAGAUUUCCAAAGUGUGAUUUUAAAAGUUAAAAGUGCAUUUCUGGCACUCGGUCUUCCCAUACAGAAAAUCCAAGAUAUUCAAAGUCAAACAAGUUUCCCAACGGAAGAAUUGACAAAUAUCUUAAAGACGGUUGACGAUCUUAAUAAAGACGUUCAAGAGAAUAAAAGAAAACUUCAGGACAAAGAUAAUGAGCUUCUCAAGAGGGGUAAGGAGCUACUAGAAAAAGAGGAGCAGCGACAGGUCCUUGAGCAGCAGCUUCUUACAAGUGUGUCUUCAUUUUGUGUUCUUCCCCUAAAACCUACACACGACGUCAUAGGCCGCGAUUCUGAGGUUAGUAAAAUUGCCCAACAGCUCAGAGCCCUCAAAUAUGCUAAUGAUGAUGCUAUAAGCACCUUGUAUAUAUCUGGAAAUCCGGGAUGUGGAAAAUCGCAGCUGGCCCGUUUGGUAGCCAAGCAAUUCUACGACGAAGUCAAAGAAAAUCCUUUUAAGACUUCAUUUGUUAUGACCCUGAAUGCUGAAAAUUCAGAAACGCUUUUGGAAUCCUAUGUCGUUUUCGCUCGACACUGUAAAUGUCCGGAGUAUGCAGUUACAAACACUCUCAACUCCAAAAACCUAUGUGUAGACGAAAAGAUUACAAGUCUUAAGACGCUGGUAGGCGCGAGAAUUUCUUACUAUACGUCAUGGCUGCUGGUAGUCGAUAACGUCAGUAAUGUGUCUCAAAUACAUGGACACUUACCAGAUGCAGGAGACGAACAGUGGGUAAGAGGCCAGUUGCUGAUAACAACACAAGACGCUUUUUCUAUCCCUUUGACAAAUUCUGCAAUCCAACAUGUCUCAGUCAGCAAAGGAAUGCAUCGAGACGAUGCCCGCUCGUUGUUAACACUCCUGUCAGGGGUGAAUGACCGUGAAAUGGAAGAUGAAGUUGCACAGGCAUUAGACUAUCAACCUCUUGCCUUAGCGAGUGCCUCCAUUUAUGUGCGAGAAGUUCGGCAGAGUAAAGUAUCUGUCAACUUUGGCUGGGGCGACUAUCUGGAGAAACUUUUAGGCGGUCAACGAAAUACGACAGAGACUAUUCUUACUGAGACAAAUCCAAGCUACAAGAAGUCCAUGACAACAGCAAUAACACUUGCAGUGAAAGAAGCAAUGACGACCGACGGAGUCGUUAAUCACCUGUUCACUUUUCUUGCUCUUUGUUCACCUCAGCCAAUACCUCAUGACGUCGUUGUCAAUUACAUCAUGGAAAUGGAUGAAGAAUUUAUUGAUAAAGAGUGGAUCGCAUCGAGGAUAAAUCGAUGUUCCUUGUUAUUAUCUGAAGAAGAAGGAGACAGAGUCUAUAUCCGAGUGCAUGGAGUUGUUCGAUUUGUACUUGAUUUUUUAAAAACAAAUUAUGCAAAGGAUUUGUACAUGAAAGCCGUUGUUGGGGCUGUUGCAUCAUUUGCCAAGGUCGAUGACUUUGAUACCUUUAUCAUCGGCUCUAAAGUUGUUCCCCACCUAAGAAAAUUGAUCCUGGAGGAUAAAUAUCUAUUUCCUAUACAAGAAUUAUCUCAAGUCAGCAAAAUGGGUGUUAUUCUCCUACAAGAUUAUCUUAAUGGCCUUCCGAUCCUCGGAAAAAUGUGUCUCAAUCAUUGUGAAUACAAAGCUGCAAUGAACUACUUCGAAGUAGCCUUGGAAAUCAACCACUCAUGUAGCGCAAACGACGCUCUAGAAAAAGCAAAACUGUACCUCUGUGUGGGAACCGCACACAACUGUAUGGGUAACUUAGAACAAGCGAAGAAGUUCAAUGAAUGUGCACUGAACAUUUUUAUGAAACAGCUCGGACCUGAGCAUGUACAUGUCGCAACUUCUUACAAUAACCUGGGCAUUGUAUAUACAAAUCAAGGUGAUUUCCACCAAGCAAAGGACAGCCAUGCACGUGCACUGGUCAUUCGUCUGAAACAGCUCGGACCUGAGCAUGUAGAUGUAGCAAGUUCUUACAAUAACCUGGGUAAUUUGUACAGAAAUCUAGGUGAUUUCCAGCAAGCAAAGGACAACUAUGCACAUGCACUGGACAUUAAUGUGAAACAGCUCGGACCUGAGCAUGUAAAUGUGGCAACUUCUUAUGAUAACCUGGGUACUGUAUACAGAAAUCUAGGUGAUUUCCAGCAAGCAAAGGACAGCCAUGCACGUGCACUGGAUAUUCGUCUGAAACAGCUCGGACCUGAGCAUGUAGAUGUCGCAGCUUCUUACGAUAACCUGGGAACUGUAUACAGAAGUCUAGGUGAUUUCCAGCAAGCAAAGGACAGCCAUGCACGUGCACUGGACAUUUCUGUGAAACGGCUCGGACCUGAGCAUGUUGAUGUCGCAAUUUCUUACAAUAACCUAGGUAAAGUAUACAGUGUUCUAGGUGAUUUCCAGCAAGCAAAGGACAGCCAUGCUCGUGCACUGGACAUUCGUCUGAAACAGCUCGGACCUGAGCAUGUAGAUGUCGCAACUUCUUACGAUAACCUGGGUAUUGUGUACAAAAAUCUAGGUGAUUUCCAGCAAGCAAAGGACAACUAUGCACGUGCACUGUACGUUCGUCUAAAACAGCUCGGACCUGAGCAUAUAGAUGUCGCAAGUUCUUACGAUAACCUGGGUGAUGUGUACAUAAAUCUAGGUGAUUUUCAGCAAGCAAAGGACAGCCAUGCACGUGCACUGAACAUUCGUCUGAAACAGCUCGGACCUGAGCAUGUAGACGUUGCAACUUCUUACAAUAACCUGGGUAUUAUGUACACAAAUCUAGGUGAUUUCCACCAAGCAAAGGACAGCCAUGCACGUGCACUGGACAUUCGUCUGAAACAGCUCGGACCUGAGCAUGUAGAUGUCGCAAGUUCUUACAAUAACCUGGGUAUUAUGUACACAAAUCUAGGUGAUUUCCAGCAAGCAAAGGACAACUGUGCACGUGCACUGGACAUUUAUGUGAAACAGCUCGGAUCUGAGCAUGUACUUGUGGCAACUUGUUAUGAUAACCUGGGUACUGUGUACAGAAAUCUAGGUGAUUUCCAGCAAGCAAAGGACAGCCAUGCACGUGCACUGGACAUUCGUCUGAAACAGCUCGGACCUGACCAUGUACAUGUCGCAACUUCUUACAGUAACCUGGGUAUUUUGUACAUAAAUCUAGGUGAUUUCCAGCAAGCAAAGGACAGCCAUGCACGUGCACUGGACAUUUACGGGAAACAGCUCAGACCUGAGCAUGUAGAUGUCGCAACUUCUUACAAUAACCUGGGUAUUGUGUACACACAUCUAGGUGAUUUCCAGCAAGCAAAGGACAGCUAUGCACGUGCACUGGACAUUCGUCUGAAACAGCUCGGACCUGACCAUGUACAUGUCGCAAGUUCUUAUAAUAACCUGGGUAUUGUGUACAGAAAUCUAGGUGAUUUCCAGCAAGCAAAGGACAACCAUGCACGUGCACUAGACAUUCGUCUGAAACAGCUCGGACCUGAGCAUGUACAUGUCGCAACUUCGUACGAUAACCUGGGCACUGUAUAUACAAAUCAAGGUGAUUUCCACCAAGCAAAGGACAGUCAUACACGUGCACUGGAUAUUCGUCUGAAACAGCUCGGGCCUGAUCAUGUAGAUGUUGCAACUUCUUACGAUAACCUAGGUACUGUAUACAGAAGUAUAGGUGAUUUCAAGCAAGCAAAGGACAACUAUGCACGUGCACUGGACAUUUAUGUGAAACAGCUCGGACCUAAGCAUGUACAUGUCGCAACUUCUUACGAGAACCUGGGUACUGUAUACAAAAAUCUAGGUGAUUUCCAGCAAGCAAAGGACAGCCAUUCACGUGCACUGGACAUUCGUCUGAAACGAGUGUGAAUUAAUGUGAAAAAACGAAUUUAUGUGAGACCGCUCGGACCUGAGUACGUACAUGUGGCAACUUUAUACAAUAACCUGGGUAUGACAUAUAUAAAUCUAGGUGAUUUCCAGCAAGCAAAGGACAACUGUGCACGUGCACUGGACGUUUCUGUGAAACAGCUCGGACUUGAGCGUGUAGAUGUGGUAACCUCUUACGAUAACCUGGGUACUGUAUACAGAAAUCUGGGUGAUUUCCAGCAAGCAAAGGACAGCCAUGCUCGUGCACUGGACAUUCGUCUGAAACAGCUCGGACCUGAACAUGUACAUGUCGCAACAUCUUACAAUAACCUGGGUAUUGUGUACACAAAUCUGGGUAAUUUCCAGCAAGCAAAGGACAACUAUGCAUGUGCACUGGACAUUUAUGUGAAACACCUCGGACCUGAGCGUGUAGAAGUCCCAAGUUCUUAUAAUAACCUGGGUAUUGUGUACAGAAAUCUAGGUGAUUUCCGGCAAUCAAAGGACAACUAUGCACGUGCACUGGACAUUUAUGUGAAACAGCUCGGACCUGAGCAUGUACACGUCGCAACUUUUUAUGAUAACCUGGGUACUGUAUACAGAAGUCUAAGUUAUUUGCAGCAAGCAAUGGAAAGCCAUGCUCGUGCACUGGACAUCGUCUGAAACAACUCGGAACUGAAUAUGUACAUGUCGCGACCUCUUAGAAUAACCUGGGUAUUGUAUACAAAGACCUAGGUGAUUUCCAGCAAGCACAGGACAACUAUGCACGUGCACUGGACAUUUAUGUGAGACAGCUCGGACCUGAGCACGUAUAGGUUGCAACAUCAUACAAUGCAAAGGACAACUAUGCACGUGCACUGGACAUUUAUGUGAAACAGCUCAGACCUAAGCAUGUACAUGUCGCAACUUCUUACGAGAACCUGGGUACUGUAUACAAAAAUCUAGGUGAUUUCCAGCAUGCAAAGGACAGCCAUGCAAGUGCACUGGACAUUCGUCUGAAACAGCUCGGACCUGACCAUGUAGAUGCCGCAACUUCUUAUAAUAACCUAAUUAUAACAGAGAUAUUAGAAGGAAAAAGCGUUCGGGACUCAAAUAUCAAUAUUCCUGUUCUUUCUAAGAACGUAGAAGGCCUCGAGGGCCUAGUGAAGAAGCAGCACCGAAAAAAAAACGGUAAAUUGGAGUUUAGCCUGCGACUACUCCAACAUAAUUGAAUGCGUUUAUUUUACGAAGUUCGACAGACAAACAUUAUAAUUUAUGAAUAUUCAUGCGGUCGUUCCCGCGCAAAGAAAAUUAAUUCCGCUUUGAAAAUAGCUGCCGUUCGAGGAGAAGUCGACGAUCUCCCCGCGAGGUGCAUCUCUCUGCUGCAAGAAUUUAAAGAUCUUAUUGAGGCAUAUAACAGCGGUCAUGAAAAUGCGGACGAAACAGCUGCUUUCACGUUAAGCGAAAGACAGGCUCGGCCGUCGUGUAGUGCAACAAAAUCAGGGAAAUGCCACCCAUAGGAGAGUGAUGCAGAAUUUUCGAUCACUCUUCGCUCCUUAUUCAGCCGCCUGUUCCUCUUCUGCCUCUACAAGACCUUAAGCGGCUAAAAAAACCCCGGAUCUUUCAAGUCAAAGAGACCUGAACUCGCAACUUUUUCUGCCUUGGGUCCACACAAGCUACUUCUGUCCCUUCACGCGCGCAAAAAAAUUGCGUUGCAGAGUGCUCAGGGCUUGGACGCCGGAAAGUGGUUUUUUCGUUUAAGGGAACAGCACUUGAUGUAAAAACCAGACUUGAAAGCGUGUACCCAAAAUUGACAGCCAGUGGUGGGUUUGAAUUGCUGAGAAGUGGGUCACCUAGCUCGAAGCUUUCUCAAAUCACCUCUCCGCCUGGAGGAUACUUAAAGUAGCAUUCCUGCGCGACGCUGCCGGACUUGGCCGAGGACUGACCUACAUCAGGCCACUCCAAAAGGAUUUAGACAUAUUAGAGAAUCCAAGCAUUGAACAGGUCAAAGGUGAAAAUGUGUUUAGUGUCAAGGGUCUAGAGUGUGGAGAAGAUGUGGCUUUGGCCACCUUUAGGCAGCACCAGGCCCAAGGCAUUAUCAGAACGCAGGAGCCUGAAACACUGGCAGCAACUGAAAAGUCUCUGGGACUGGUGGAGGGUACCUCUUCUGAUGGUGGGAAACUAAAUAAGGAAUGUGAUAUGCUGAACACAAUUUCAGAUGUUCCUUGAAUACUUAGAAGGCCAAAGCUGCACAUUUAACAUUAAACACUCAAGUUAAGGAAUAAAUCACAGUGCUGAAGUAAAGACUAGAGAUCCAUAUCAGAAUCCAGCUCCUUCUUAGUCCUUGUUGGCAAGAUGAUUGUGCAUUCUUUUAUAAAUUAAUGCAAAGCGUGGAAGGUAUCUUACCAGCUGUCAUCACCUUCAUAAUAAGUGGUAGCCAAGACACUGCCUUGGAACAUCUGGUUCUCAAAGAUAUCCCAGGUCCCUGUCUGCUUCAAAUUCUUGGAGAGCUUAUGGAUUGCAAUGACCAGGAGCUGGGUAGACUUACUUUGGAUGGGGACUUCAAUAUUGUGGACACACUUGUGGCAGCAGGAUUUCCUCAUAUUGAAGUACUUCCCUCCAACAGGUCAUUGGCCUGUGAAUGUGUCCUGACAUAUGAAGUUGUCACUUAGUCUAUCCCUGUAUUGGAUGACCUCAGGAAGGGGUUAGAUUCAGAACGUGUAAUGGCCUCAACUGGGAUUGACCCUGUCCAGCAACAUCCACAAUUACAGCAAUUAAUCUUCCCAGCUGCUGUAAGUAGGAUUGAAGUGUCAGAGCAACUGAUCAAGUAUAAUCAAACAGAUGACAGCACAGCAAAAGCUGCAGAGUACUUUGAUAAGUACUUAGAUGAGCUGAAUACCAGAGGUACAGAAAUCUUGAAUGAAUGUAUUUUGAGGUUCAUGCUAAUUGGUCAUACACAUCCUUGUUGCACAUGGAAAUUCAUGAUGCAAUUAAUGUCAGGGGCA
Molecule: messenger RNA, 7773 nt
Organism: Pocillopora verrucosa
Lineage: Eukaryota; Metazoa; Cnidaria; Anthozoa; Scleractinia; Pocilloporidae
Source: RefSeq, a predicted model, not a curated record